UCACUCAUACACUUCUGCAAAUUAGCUCACCAGCAACCACAUCACAAAUUUCCCUACAUCUUUCCGGUUCGAUUUCCUGAAGCAAUAUGUCCGGCCGCGGCAAGGGAGGCAAGGGGCUGGGUAAAGGAGGAGCUAAGCGCCAUCGCAAGGUUCUCCGAGACAACAUCCAGGGAAUCACGAAGCCGGCGAUUCGGCGCCUCGCUCGCAGAGGUGGUGUGAAGAGGAUCAGCGGGCUCAUCUACGAGGAGACUCGGGGCGUUCUCAAGAUCUUCUUGGAGAAUGUCAUCCGCGACUCUGUCACCUACACGGAGCACGCCCGCCGCAAGACCGUGACGGCCAUGGACGUCGUCUAUGCGCUCAAGAGGCAGGGUAGGACUCUCUACGGGUUCGGCGGUUAGGAGAAAUUCAAAUUCCAGGGCCCUAGUGAGAGAGAGAGAGAAGGAAGUCUUGCUGUCGUGACAAGAAAGAGGAAGCUCGUGGAAAGAUGAUAUGACUAGCUUAGGGUUCAUGUACUUUUCCUUUUUUUUUCUCUAUCUUGUAAUUGAGUUCUUCUGCUAGUAAUGGAUUCUUGCAGUUCAUGCUUGAAGUAAAAAUUCGGUUUAUUUACUGUUUUACUAAAUCGCGUUAUCCAUCAGUUAAUACAUUUUAAGCCUGGUA
Linum trigynum is the source of this 657-nucleotide messenger RNA. Lineage: Eukaryota; Viridiplantae; Streptophyta; Magnoliopsida; Malpighiales; Linaceae. The record is from the annotation of a GenBank genome assembly.